Molecule: messenger RNA, 1810 nt
Organism: Galdieria sulphuraria
Lineage: Eukaryota; Rhodophyta; Bangiophyceae; Galdieriales; Galdieriaceae
Product: protein phosphatase 2 (formerly 2A), regulatory subunit A
Exons: 2
Coding region: 11-1780 (589 amino acids)
Biological process (GO): protein dephosphorylation
Cellular component (GO): cytoplasm; protein phosphatase type 2A complex
Molecular function (GO): protein phosphatase regulator activity
Source: RefSeq, a predicted model, not a curated record
GAAUGAAGAUAUGCAACUUCGUUUAAACUCCAUUAAAAGACUUGGAACUAUUGCUACUGCGUUAGGCCCUGAAAGGACGAGGAGUGAACUUCUCCCUUUUCUAAACGAGAACAUAGAUGACGAAGAUGAGGUUCUUUUAGCACUUGCAGAACAAUUAGGCAACUUUAUAGACUCAGUUGGAGGACCUAAAUACGCUUUCUGCUUACUUGAUUUGCUGGAGACUUUGGCAGCCGUUGAAGAAACUGUUGUGAGGGAAAAGGCAGUAGAGUCUCUGAAUAAGAUUGUCGAUGUUAUGGCUGAAGCCGGUCAAACAGAUGAUGUUCUGAAAUAUUUUGUUCCGUUAGUUAAGAGAUUAGCAAAGGGAGAUUGGUUUACCUCUCGUAUAUCAGCUACAGGACUAUUUCACUCUGCUUAUAGGCACAUUCCAAGAAACAAUCAAACUCUCAAAGACGAAUUGAGAAACUUGUUCAAGGAGUUGGCACAAGAUGAAACGCCAAUGGUUCGAAGGGCUCUUGCAUCCAAGUUGUCAAAGUUUGCUAGUGUUGUGGAAGUGAAAUACGUGGAGGACGAGUUGAUUCCAAUAUUUGUACGUCUUGCAGGAGAUGAACAAGAUUCCGUGCGUCUGUUGGCGGUGGAAAACUGUGCUGUACUUGCAAAGCUUAGUCCUGUGAAAAGUGAAGUUCGAGAAGAAUAUUUGAUACCGAUUGCUCGAGAGCUUGCAGCGGAUAAGUCUUGGAGGGUUCGUUUUAUGUUUGCAGAUAAAAUAUGUGAACUUGCAGAGGGUUUGGGAUUCGAUGCAACUGUGAAAGAAUUGGCUCCUUCGUUUUAUAAGUUGAUGGAAGAUUGUGAAGCAGAAGUCCGUACAGCUGCAGCAUUUAAGAUUGCCUCUUUUUUUGAAACCAUUUCUCGUCUGGAUGAGAAUAUGACAGACAGCUCUUCAGUUGUUUCUGAAGUUUUUGAAAAAUUAUAUUCGUACUCGAGAGAUCUUUCAUUGGAUGACUCACCUUUUGUUCGUUCCGCAUUGGCAUCGAAUAUAAUGUCUGUCGCACCGAUAGUUGGUCCCGAAAUUACUCGGGAUACCCUAUUACGAAUGUUUUUGAAACUUCUUCAAGAUGACUUUUCCGAAGUCCGAUUGAAUAUCAUCGGGUCGCUUGAAAAAGUAUCUCAAGUCAUUGGUAUUGAAAAAUUGGCCAGUGAUCUUCUUCCUUCUAUUGUGGAAUUAUCAGAAGAUCGGAAUUGGCGUAUUCGCUAUGCUGCCAUUGAGUUAACUCCCACCUUGGCUCGUCAACUUGGCAAGUCAUAUUUUGAAAGUGAUAAGAAAUUGGGAAUGUUAUGUGUUCAAUGGCUAAGUGAUACAGUUUAUUCAGUUAGAGAAUUGGCUAUUAAGAACUUGACAUCUUUGACGGAGCUUUUUGGUGAGGAAUGGGCCAUCGAACAUGUUUUACCUGCUAUUGUUGCUCUUUAUAAGAACUCAAAGAAUUAUCUGUAUAGAAUGACAGCUUUGCAUGCAAUGUCAUCUUUGUCGAGUAAGGUACCUCAAGAAGUUGUUGAACAAUUAUUUUUGCCUUUGUUGGUGGAACAAGCAUGUCGAGAUUCAGUAGCCAAUAUUCGUUUUGUCGCAGCGAAAACAUUACAAGAUGUGGCUCAGUAUAUCAAAAAGGAAACACGAAGUAACCUUAUUAUACCUUGCCUUGAGAAAUUAAAUAAUAAUAUGGAUGAAGAUAGUGAUGUUCGAUAUUAUGCCAAUCAGGCCUUGAUAGCUUUACAGUCAUUGGUUUGAAGAACGGUGUAACGAAGACUUGAGACUGAG